AUGGCUCGGUCGCUGGAGGCGCCCGAUGAUGGUUUCAAUGGAAAAAGUGGAGGUCGCGCAUCACUCCGUAUCGCGAGAUGUGUGCGUGUGAUCACACUCGGAAAAAGUUCCUCGGCCAUUCGCGGUCCGAAAAUAAGGACUUGACCAUCUCUAGAGCAGCCUGCUGCCCACCCCUAUUUGAUUGAACGUAUUACGGCGCAGUUGUGACAAACUGAUAGGGGAUUUAGCGGAAGCUCGCGCCGUUAUCAUGAUCGCGGGUGCAUUUUGGGCGCGUGCACAGCCUCGACUUUGGUGACCGGUGUGGUGCAUUUGAAGAAGCUGUGCACGGUAGCGCAAAUCAAGUGCGACUCUGCUGAGAUGGCGCUGUUCCUGUGGCUGGGUGCCGCAUGCGUGCUCCUGCUCGUCCUGUUUCUGUUCACCGACUGUAACCCGGUGCUGUGGGUGCUGGCGCGGCUCGGCCGCUCGCCGGCGGCGCUGGCCGGCCGCGUCGUCUGGCUGACGGGCGCCUCGAGCGGCAUCGGCGAGGCUCUGGCCGUCGAGCUGGCCCGCCACGGCGCGCGGCUUGCGCUCUCGGCGCGCCGCCUGCCCGAGCUGGAGCGCGUGCGGCGCCGCUGUCUGGAGGCUGGCGCGCCGGCCGACGCUGUGCUGGUGCUGCCGCUGGACGUGACGGCGCUGGACGAGCACCGGCCGGCGCUGGCGCGCCUGCUGGCCCACUUCGGCCGGCUUGACGUGCUGAUCAACAACGCCGGUCGCACCCAGCGCAGCGGCUGGGCCAUCACGCAUCCGGAUGUCGACCGCCAGCUGUUCGACGUGAACGUGUUCGCACCGGUGGAGCUGACGCGCGCCGCGCUGCCCGAGCUGUUGGCGCGCCGCGGCGGCCACGUGGUGGUCAUGUCGUCGACGGCCGGCACGUGCCCGGUGCCGUGCUCGGGCUCCUACACGGGCUCCAAGCACGCGCUGCACGGCUACUUCGGGGCACUGCGCUCGGAGCUGUCGGGGGCGGGACUGGUCGUCACCCUGCUGUGUCCGGGCCCCACCUUCUCGGACAUGCUGCGCACGGCGUUCGUGGACCGGCCGGGCCAGGUGUUCGGCGGCGAGAUGGCGCCCUCCGACCGGCGCAUGUCGGCCGAACGAUGCGCCCAGCUCUGCGCCGUCGCCAUCGGCGCCCAGCUCGCCGAGGCCUGGAUCGCCAUGCAGCCCGUGCUGCUGUUCCAGUACCUGAACCACUACACGCCGCGGCUGGUCAACCUCGCCUUCCGCUUGUUCGGCGCGCGCAUCGCCAUGCAGCUGCGCGACAGCAAGUCUGACUUCUCCACCGACUUGAAGGAGGAGUAAGCUGGGCGCCGUGGCCGGCGAAGUCGUAGGCGCAGUCCGCAUCCGGGCUGAGGUCCGCGCGCGCUGCGGAAGCGAGCUUUCAGGUCCGACGCAGACCAGGACCGGCCGGCAACGCUGAGGGUCAGGGAUGGUGGAUGUUUUACGAUCAAGGCUUUUGCACUCGAGCUUGUUCACUGGUCCCGUUAGGGUUUCUAGCGGUCAUAUAUCGAUGGGGUGGUUUAGACAUGAAAUGGCGUGAGCGGCGAGCUGGUUGCGUGUCGAGGAAAACGCCUGCAUUGUGAUUUCUGUGCGACGGCGGGUGAGGAAGGCGGCAGAGAGGGCGCACCAGAGCCACACAAGCUCACGUCGGCAUUGUGAUUUUCUCGUUUUCUCAUGAAAGAAUGCCAGUGCUGGUGAUGUCGAUUCACCAAUUUCCUCCACAUAACCCACUCAUGUACGCGUUAUGUUUGUGGUUUUCUCGAGCAAAGUAACUCGACCGAUACUACUCAGGACACUUUCAUGCACCGCCAGCCAUAAUGAGGCAUUCGACGCUAAGCCUGUUUUGUGUUGCUUAUGUGCCGCUAUAUGACGCGGGAAGUGAUAAGAAGCGUGACGACUUUGUAACAGACAGUCACGUCUGUCACAUUGUCGGUGCUAACUGAUGGACCACAGCGACAUUUUACGCCAAAUGAAUAUCGUUCGACUCGUUUCAAACACAUAAUACUCUCACGCUGGUGCGAUCGUACAGUUCGUGUGCCUGCGGAUGUGCGCCUGCCAAUGCAAAUAUACCGCCGUUCA
Molecule: messenger RNA, 2112 nt
Organism: Pollicipes pollicipes
Lineage: Eukaryota; Metazoa; Arthropoda; Thecostraca; Pollicipedomorpha; Pollicipedidae
Product: dehydrogenase/reductase SDR family member 7
Exons: 2
Coding region: 358-1335 (325 amino acids)
Molecular function (GO): oxidoreductase activity
Source: RefSeq, a predicted model, not a curated record